Messenger RNA from Aphis gossypii (cotton aphid), 1288 nucleotides. Its product is annotated as protein ILRUN. The transcript has 6 exons. Lineage: Eukaryota; Metazoa; Arthropoda; Insecta; Hemiptera; Aphididae. Gene Ontology annotation, biological process: macroautophagy. Gene Ontology annotation, cellular component: phagophore assembly site. Bases 166 to 876 code for a protein of 236 amino acids. The record is from RefSeq and is a predicted model, not a curated record. Gene Ontology annotation, molecular function: ubiquitin binding.
AUAACGCGAACAAAUUAUAUAUAUCAGUGGACAGACGUCGCGGGCACAGAUACACGGUGUAAUCUCAAAAAAAUUAUCUCUACGUUUUCGUAUGACCUAAAUAUAAUUUUCCGAACGCUUCCCGUGAAUUUUCGUUUCUACCGGCCGAGUAUAAAUCUUCAAAAAAUGGACGUGGACAACGACCCGCUGGACCAAAACCUCUUGCGCCAAUUCAACUGUCUGUGCACGACGGACAAGGAAAAUCUUGUUAAGGGUUUGCGAGAGCUGAUUGGUGACCAGCUAACGGAGUCCGCGGCAGUAUUCUUCCUUGAGAUGAACGACUGGAACAUGCAUAGGGCUGUCGGCACGUAUUUUGACGUUAACAAUGAAGGUGCAAUACCGUCCAUGUCUUUGGUUAGGGAUGAAAACAGUGAAAAUGUCCUGCAGUUGCCACCAAACCUACGGUUUACAAAAUCCUGGGAAGUCAAGAACAAUGGUCGCAUCAAGUGGCCUCCCGGUUGUACUCUUCAGUUCAAUGGAGGAGACUCUAUUUCUGUUUACACUUCGUUGCCAACAACAACACUUGAACCUGGGUGUACCAUGACACUGAGCACUGAUUUUAUAACACCUUCUAAACCUGGAUCAUACCAAUCUAAAUGGCGUAUGAUGCUGCCAACAGGAACAUAUUUUGGAGAUACCAUUUGGACUUUAGUCCAGGUAGAAGACAAUGAUUCAUUUCAAAAUGAAUUAUCGAGACAAUUGGUCGAAAGCAUUAAUUUGGGUUCUCCAAUGCAAGAUCAACCAAACGCUUUAAAUCCCUUUUCUACAUCACAACAAAACCAACCGACAAAUCAAGACACUGAUACUCAAUCCAAUAUGGAAAGUGAUAUAUUGUGAUUAUAAAUUUGGUUAUUUGAGACUCAACUUGUUACAUUAUUGAACAUUGAAUAUGAUAAUUUUAAAUUUUGUUAUAAACAUUAUUUUAAUAAUACAUAGUUUUAAUUAAACCUUAAAAUUACACAGUAGUAAUUUAAAGGUUGAAAUAAAAUUACGAUUUCAAUAUAAAAUUAGUAAGUAAGAAAUCUAUUUGAUAUAUAUUUUUUUUUGUCAUAAAUGAAAUUAUUUUGCAAAAUCCAAGUUGCAUUAUGUCAUGAUCAGGUGUCUGUUAUAUAAAUUGUACAGUUUAUAUUUUAUUGUUUUAUCAUGACAAUAUAUAUUUUUUGUUACAUAACUAACUAGUUCUGUAAGUAAAACUAGUUUUAUUAAAUAUAAUAAGACAUUUUUCAAAAAAAUUGAAAUGUUUCACAUA